Cimex lectularius (bed bug) is the source of this 826-nucleotide messenger RNA. RefSeq lists its product as uncharacterized. The transcript is spliced from 2 exons. Bases 281 to 607 code for a protein of 108 amino acids. Lineage: Eukaryota; Metazoa; Arthropoda; Insecta; Hemiptera; Cimicidae. The record is from RefSeq and is a predicted model, not a curated record.
GUGUUUUACUGGUAACUUUUUUAUAAAAGUGCUGAAAAAACAUUUUUUGCUUUAUCGAGCUUUGCUUGAAAUUGCUAUUGUUAUCAAUUAUUUGAUAAUCAAUUAAGCCUAUUUUGACCAACAUUCCAAGGACGUGACAACAAUUAAAGAAGAGGAUAAUUAUAAAAAUUUAGAAACGUUGAAGAAGGGGAUAAAUAUAAGAAAGAGUGAGAACAGUUAAAGAAGAGGAUAACAACAAGAACAACUAACAUCAUCUAAAAAAAGCGGAUAAUUAUUGAAAAUGGUUGUUUCCCAAUUUUGGUUUAUGGUCGGACUUUCUGCUUGGGGAAUGUUUUCCUCUUACAAAUUUUAUAAAAAUCACAAAGAAGAACAGGAGGAAUUGGAACGUAAGGCAAGGCAGAAAGAACAAUAUGGAGUACAAAUUGACCUUAGCCGAAUCCAGACAGUAUGUUCAGGAGUAUGCAUAAGAGCAGAUCCAAAUGCUGAUGUUGAAAUGCAGGCAAACCAAAUUGAAGAACAAAAGCAAAUGCAUUACAGAAACCUUGUACAUUCCCUGAGCACUGCAAUCAUGCGAGAAACUUUACAGGAUGGCGAAGAACUGGACUGACAGUUCUUGCCAUACCCAUGGUUUUGAUAAUUUUACUACACGGAUUUGAUAUAUUCAUGGAUUUGACGAGUUUACUUCAUUAUUUUUGAUUUUUGUGGGCGAUGAUUUCUGUACAUCAUCCUACUUUUAUUUAUGAAUUGCAGACAACUAGUACACUUAUUUUCAUAGCAUUGCAUUAGAUUUAGUUUAGCUGAAUCAAAAAUACAGUAUUUUUUAGUU